Lepidothrix coronata (blue-crowned manakin) is the source of this 2429-nucleotide messenger RNA. RefSeq names its product 5-hydroxytryptamine receptor 7-like. Bases 134 to 1408 code for a protein of 424 amino acids. NCBI's taxonomy places the organism in Eukaryota, Metazoa, Chordata, Aves, Passeriformes, Pipridae. Gene Ontology annotation, biological process: chemical synaptic transmission; circadian rhythm; vasoconstriction. Gene Ontology annotation, cellular component: membrane. The record is from RefSeq and is a predicted model, not a curated record. The transcript has 3 exons. Gene Ontology annotation, molecular function: G protein-coupled serotonin receptor activity.
CGAGGCGGGGAGGGGACAAGGAUGCUCCGGGGGUGGCUUUUUGCUUCCUCGCCUGCCCGGAGCUCUCAGGGGCUCGCCUGGAGGAUGUCUCACCCCCUCGGCACAGGUCUCACUGCCGGGGCGAGUUCAGAGCAUGCUGCUGAGGGCCACCCCCAGGAGGUUCCUGGAGCAACACCUUCUCUUCGUGGAGAGCGCAGAGCGGCAGCCCCCGGCUCGGGAAUCGCUCCCGAAUCCAUUCAUGACUGAGGAACCCCCAGCCGAGCCGGACCUGCCGCCCUCCAACCUGACCAACGCCACGGACUGCGGCGAGGAGAUCCUGCUCUAUGGGGACACCGAGAAGGUCGUCAUCGGGGCCGUGCUCUCCAUCAUCAUCCUCAUGACCAUCGCCGGCAACGGGCUCGUCAUCAUCUCCGUGUGCAUCGUCAAGAAGCUCCGCCAGCCCUCCAACUACCUGGUGGUGUCCCUGGCGGCCGCAGACCUGUCGGUGGCCUUCGCCGUCAUGCCCUUCGUCACCAUCACGGACCUGGUGGGGGGAGAGUGGCUCUUUGGGAAGGUGUUUUGCAACGUCUUCAUCGCCAUGGACGUCAUGUGCUGCACGGCCUCCAUCAUGACCCUGUGCAUCAUCAGCGUGGACAGGUACCUGGGCAUCACUCGCCCGCUGACGUACCCGGUGAGGCAGAACGGGAAGCUCAUGGCCAAGAUGGUCUUCAUCGUUUGGCUGCUGUCUGCCUCCAUCACCCUCCCUCCCCUCUUCGGCUGGGCCCAGAACGUCACGGUGGAGAGGGUGUGUCUCAUCAGCCAGGACUUCGGCUACACCGUGUACUCCACGGGCGUGGCCUUCUACAUCCCCAUGGCCGUGAUGCUCGUCAUGUACAGCCGCAUCUACAAGGCGGCCAAGGUGAGCGCCGAGAAGCACCGCUUCAUGAACUUCCCCAAGCACUACGAGGAGGAGGGAGUCUACUGCCUGGAGGCCUCCAGCCGGGGCCACCACAGCUCCCGGCGGACCAAGGCGGCGGAGGAGUGCGCCACGCUCUCCAAGCUGCUCCGGCAGGACAGGAAGAACAUCUCCAUCUUCAAGCGGGAGCAGAAGGCGGCCAGGACCCUCGGGAUUAUCGUGGGGGCCUUCACGUUCUGCUGGCUGCCCUUCUUCCUGAUGUCCACGGCCCGGCCGUUCAUCUGCGGCGUGCGCUGCAGCUGCAUCCCGCUGCGGCUGGAGAGGACUCUGCUCUGGCUGGGGUACACCAACUCCCUCAUCAACCCCCUCAUCUACGCCUUCUUCAACAGGGACUUGAGGACUACUUUCUGGAACCUCCUGAGGUGCAGGUACAGGAACAUCAACAGGAGGCUCUCGGCCGCCAGCAUGCACGAGGCCCUGAAAGCCACAGAGAGGCACGAGUGCAUCCUGUAGAGCCACGUCCUCUCUCCCAGUGCCUGACCAACCGGCUCCUGCCUCUCCAUUUCAGGUUUCCUUGCUUCUCCCGCCCUCCUGGGGCUGGCAGAAACCAUUUGUGCCGUUGUUCCCCCCCUGCCAGACAUCACUGCACCCCUUCCCCUCUCCCUGUGAGGAGCCGUGGCUCUCCUCACCUCGGGAACAAGUGGAGGGAACUCCCCUCGGGAACAAGUGGAGGGAACUCCCCUUGGAAACAGCCCUUCCUUCUCACCGUGUCCAAGGUGGGGGCUGAAAAGCUGUGAGCAAGACUGGGGGGGGUUCAAGGUCUACCAACUGUGGGCAACUCAAACCACCUCUCUGUGCCUCAGUUUCCCCAUCUGUUAUUUAAAAAAAAAAACAAGGAAAAGAAACCCUCCCAGCCAACCAAACGUAAAAAACACCCUAAAAACUUGAUAAGACUGUGGCUCUCCACCUUCACAAAGGGCUCUAAGGUCUGUGGAGGGCACACAUUACACUAUGUAAAGAUGCCAUUGGCUGCACUUCUCUAUGGAAUACGACAGCAGCUCCGUUGUGGAUCCAAGCUCUCAUGCCAUCCCAGCUUAUACGGACUCUCCCCACGGAUGUAAUUGCAUUUCACACUCUGAGCUCAUGCCCAGGUUUGCACGUCAGAGCAGUAACACCAAUGACCCCGUUUCCCCUCACACUGUAGCACUGCAGCACUUGAAGGAGACACUCCUGCAGAAUCCAACGCCAAUGGACACAGAGCUUCCUUUAUGGUUGGACAGGAAAGUCCGGCAGCCUCCUCGUCAGGGCAAUGACCGGUGAGCAAAGACACUCGUGUUUAUUGGGUUGGACUGUAAUUCCUUCUCAGCCAAGUGAUGUGUGCUCAUCAUUUGUGGCUAAUUGACUCUGUAAAAGCACGCUUUGGUUGACAACAGACAAAACCAUAUAAUUUCUCUGACAGCUUUACAGUGCUUCAGUAUGAUGUCCAGCAAGCUUGAAAAAAUACACUGGAUGAUGUAUCUUUUUUAAAAAAAAA